Messenger RNA from Nylanderia fulva, 1504 nucleotides. Its product is annotated as SREBP regulating gene protein. The record is from RefSeq and is a predicted model, not a curated record. NCBI's taxonomy places the organism in Eukaryota, Metazoa, Arthropoda, Insecta, Hymenoptera, Formicidae. Gene Ontology annotation, biological process: positive regulation of SREBP signaling pathway.
AUAUUAACUAGUCAUUUAAGAAACGCGUUGCUCGUUCCGCUUACGUUCAUUCCGCUCCAAGGAGAUGUAGGAAUUUGAAUUUCGCGGAACGCUCGCGAUUGGUUCUGCUCUUAUUCCGUGUUCCGCCAUUCUGCUGAAUGGCUUCACAUCUAAAUGUAUCAGUUAUCUUUCUUGUUCACCAAAUGUUGAACAAGGAUGAAUGAUGCAUCAGGCGUGCAACGGAAUGUACGUCUUAGUAUAGAUAUUUGUGGUUAAGUGCUUUCUCAUCAAAAACAAUGUAGUGUCGACAGCAAUAUAUAACUUCUUUCUUCCGAAUCUGCAAAUUUGAGAUUACGUUUUUCAGUGUUCUUUUCGCUGAGCCUCUUUCAUGAUAAUAUGCAUUUUUUAUAUGGGAUAAUGAUCUUGCAAGUAUUACGUUCGAUGAUCAUAUGCAUGGAGAAUUCGAAGCUGUUUUGAUGAGUUGUUCAACAAAACGUCAGGAAGGAUGCUUGGAAGUUGUGCGAGUCUGAUUAGAUUAAUCAGACGACGUGUCGUUCUUGGACUCAUCUUCGCUCUGUCACUUACGUAUUGUGCUCUUUCAUUACUUCGAAGUGAAAAGAAAGAUUCGUUGAAUCUAGACAAUGAUUUUGAUGAUAUGGAUCCUAUGAUGCUUAAUGAUAACAAUGAAGAUUUAAUGCCUGAUGAUAACAUGCUUCCAGAAGAGCUAAGAAUAUCCAGUAAACCUUCCUGGCAAGUAGAAAUACCUGAUCGAGCGGAUAAUACUGGAAAUAUGGAUGUAAUCAAUCACGAGAACGAUGCUUGUCGCAAUUCCGUUCAGGGAAAGGGUUUAAUCGUAGACGAACGCGGCAUAGUAUGUUCAAGACACGAAGUUCUGUCAAAUGGAUGUUGUGCAAUAGAGCCGGAACAGGCUUCGAAAAAUGACGAGAUUUGGUCUAUGGUUAAAAGAGAGAGAUACAGCUGUCAAACGUGCAAUUCGCGAGGAUGCUGCACUAUUUAUGAAUAUUGCGUUUCUUGUUGCCUGCAUCCUGAUAAGCAAAUUUUACAAAUGAGAGGUCGAAAGUCGGGGUCUGCGAGGAUGCAAAAAAACGGUGGGAAACUGCGUAUACAUAAUUUGGAUCGCUUUAAGAUUUGUUUAGCCGUUUGUCGCACAUCGAGCUCGAGCGUGCAACACGAGAACACUUAUAAAGAUCCUCUCGCGAAACAUUGUUACGUCUCACAACCGUUGAAUUCUCAACGACACCAACGCAGUUUUAAUUCAUUAAAUAAUAACGGCGACAGUCCCGCCGUUGUCGUUACUUCUUCUUCUGUAGUAAUGUUACUUAUCCAUCUCUCUCCCGAAUGUCACACCUCAUAUUGUCCAUUAAACGAAUCCCAUGUUGACCUCUCUUCUUACAUUGACAUUAUUAUAUAUAUACAAAUAUAUCGAAACUAUGUUAACUUUAAUAUCCCCGGUUAUUAUUCCCGUUUCAAAAUAUACAAUAUAAUUUAAUUAUUAAACAUUCAA